AUGUCUUCCAUCGAGCUAGAUGACCCAUUUGCCUUCCAGCCUAUUCAACUCCUCACAUCCCAGGGUGACUUGGGGUUCCAUAGCAAAAACGAUGGCGACGAAAACCAGCGGCCUGAUAUAGUUGACGAUCUUUGUAUGGGAUUACAUGUUCAAGCCCGGAUUGAUCGCGUAAUCCAUGGUUUGGACUCGAAUAAAGGAAAUGGAAAACCUGCAAGCCUUAUAGUCUUUGGAUUCCGUUUUCACGGACUUCACGAUGGGCGACGGCUCCGAACAGCCGAAAUCAAUAUCUUGUUCCAAGACCUCGAUAAACGACCAAGAAAGGAUCCAGCCGUCACUGGAUUAUGGCCAAAUGGGGACUUCACGCUAAGCGAAACCCCUGUCACCAUCCAAAACACGAGCGGGGUUGAGCUUGGAGGGGAAGUCGGAGUGGUGGGGGCGGCUGGAACCCUUGCAUUCAAAUUGGAAAGACAAUCAGGAUACCAGCAUUUGGACAGAUCUAUUGUCAUAGGCUCUAUCACGCUCGAUAUGAAGGUUCGAAAUUAUGGGCCUAACAAUGCAGUUCGUAUCACUCUCGAAGAAGAUAGUACCAAUAAGACUGGCGUAAUCACGGAUCUGAGGGUCCCAGUUUUAUUAAGUCGGAAAAAUGACGAUAGGUUUACCGCAUCUGUCAGAGUAACUGCGACAGGGAACUUUUUCCAGAAUAGUAUCAAAGGCCUACGGAAUCUCACAGGACGAACGCCAGCUAAUGAUCCUGUCAUAUUCAAACCAGGCCUCCAGUAUUUAAGGCCUCCAACUUUGAAUGCCAACCUAGAACGAAACUUAGCAGCGGAAGUCGACGAACAAAAUCUCAGCGAAGUCAACUUGGAAAAGUUUGGUGCUGCGCUUGGAUCCACUUAUCAUAGAUAG
Orbilia oligospora ATCC 24927 is the source of this 906-nucleotide messenger RNA. RefSeq lists its product as uncharacterized. Lineage: Eukaryota; Fungi; Ascomycota; Orbiliomycetes; Orbiliales; Orbiliaceae. The coding region runs from base 1 to 906 and encodes 301 amino acids. The record is from RefSeq and is a predicted model, not a curated record. The transcript has a single exon.